CAGAGAGGAAGAGUAUAAAACGAAAUGUUACCCUGUUCUAGAAACUAAAGUGGGCUCAUCUCAGAAGAAAACAUUUCUUCGUUUAAAAGACUCCUGUAAAAAACAAGCCCGUUAUAACCUGUCAAGAAAUGUGUUCGGUGGAUGCUUAGCGCAGGUGCUGAGAAAUUUACAUCACUUCUGAUGAUCGAGUUGCCCAAUUAAUAUGAAGGGUGUCUUCAUUUUCAUUUUCCUCUUACAGCACGUUAUAUGCGGUGAGUUGAAAAUAGAAUGUGCGGCAACAAGUGAAAAAAACUUAGUAUGCAAAUUUCCAGACAACGUCAACUCAACUCAGAAAGAUUUUGGAGUCUACUUUUAUCCUCAUGAUGGUGGCGAAGAACCCCUGGUUGACUGUGGAUGGGUCAAGUCACAGCUUCACUGUAUCAGACAGGAGGGCUUUGAGUGUAAAAACCCGGUGAACAACACUGCUGUAAUCACCAUACCUACAGAGUUUUCAAACAGAAAUGGAAGUUACAAAUGUGUAACUGAUGGUUACAAACAUGACAGCAUCAGACCCUGUCAGCUCUCUAAGAAGCAAGAUAUGAGUCAUUUUGCACUUUGUGAUGCAAACGCAACUGUGGAGCAUACAGUGGUAAUAAAAUGCAGGUUUUCUUUCAACGUUUCCAAUUUUAGUAUUGUCAACAACAACAAAAACAACAACAUUGUGCACAACUUCUCAAAAACAUUUUGUGAAACUUCAAACAAGUGUAGCUAUAAGAUCGAGGACAGCGUUAACAUCUUUACUGUGGAAGUGGAGACUGAAAAUAAUCCUGGGUAUGACGAGUAUCGUUGUCUCCCGAAUGUUAUCUUUCCUCGACACGAGGUUAAGAGCUGCAGUGCGAAAAUGGAAACAGAGACACAAAGUUCAAGUGUACCUGUGAAUGUUACAAUAAUCUACAUCGUUGUCUCUGUAACAACUGGAAUGGUUUUAGUGAUUGUGAUAUUUUGGAUUGUUCGAGCAUCCUUCAAACGACGAAUGGAAGGAAAUCGGCAAAAUCGACACAAAGAAAACGAACUAAUUCUUAUGGGGACUGAUUAAUUCCAUCGAUGCGCUACAAAAUAACAGAGCAGCUCAAAAUCACUCCCUAGGGAGCGCCGAGUGCCCGCGAAACAAAUUUUGAUGGAUGUUUUUAAAAAUUUAUAUCUAUUAACCUGCAACAAAGACACCUAUCUGUGAUACACCGUUUAAAAGAACACUUUAAAAUUUCUGCGUUUUAUUUCUAAGAAUUAUAAGUUUUAGUAACCUACUACUACCAAUAUCUUUUUUGUUGGUCAAGUCUGGAAUAGUGAUCUCUUGGUACUAUAGCAAUGCAAACAUAUUUUGUUACUUAUAUGUAAGGUCAAAUGUAUCAGGGCUUCUGCUUAUGCAAAAAAUUGCGUACAGUACGCAAAGUUCGGAGGACCCCUUCAAUUUUCGUCAGUGGGGUCCCCUCCAAAGUUGGGUGAAGAACAGGGACCCCUUAAAAAUCUGAAGAAGGGGUCCCUGGGACCCCAAAGAAUUUAGCCUUAGCAGAAGCCCUGUGUAUGCAUAAUGCAGUGGUUCGAGGAAAGCUGAUAACGUUAGAUAAGUACAUCUGAAAUGAUUUAUAAGAAAAAACUUUAAAAAGAAAAGUUUACCUGCAAAUAUAGGACGUCUGUGAUAGCUUUACAAAAAGCAAUAAAACUGACAUGUCAAAAGAGAAAUAUAUUUAAUGUCCUCAGGUAGAACGAGUUCACUUAUCGCGUAGAUAUGCAAUAAUAUGGUAAUGAAUAUCUGUAACUUACAUUUACGACGUGGUGGACGCGAGUGGGAUAUGCUUUAUGUAUCCAUGUUAUUUGAUAAUGUUUUAGUUCACCAUUUUUAAACUCGAUCACUAGCAAUGGCUUUGGGUGAAGCGACAAUACCUUUGAUAGAUGAUGACUACAUGUGGGGAACGAUAAUCAAGCUCAAGUAUUGUAGGUGUUUCUUAAUGUUCUGUUCUGCAUGUACGUGUGCAUGGUGUGUGUGUAUAGGGGUUGUGCGCAUAUGUAAAUAAAUUUAUGAUACAUGUAUAAAUAAUUUUUUCUACAUGUACAUAUCUGUCUUAA
This is a messenger RNA of Pomacea canaliculata, 2103 nucleotides long. RefSeq lists its product as uncharacterized. The record is from RefSeq and is a predicted model, not a curated record. The coding region runs from base 203 to 1075 and encodes 290 amino acids. The transcript is spliced from 9 exons. NCBI's taxonomy places the organism in Eukaryota, Metazoa, Mollusca, Gastropoda, Architaenioglossa, Ampullariidae.